Galleria mellonella (greater wax moth) is the source of this 1629-nucleotide messenger RNA. RefSeq names its product PR domain zinc finger protein 5-like. NCBI's taxonomy places the organism in Eukaryota, Metazoa, Arthropoda, Insecta, Lepidoptera, Pyralidae. The transcript is spliced from 5 exons. Gene Ontology annotation, cellular component: nucleus. Gene Ontology annotation, molecular function: RNA polymerase II transcription regulatory region sequence-specific DNA binding; DNA-binding transcription factor activity, RNA polymerase II-specific; zinc ion binding. Gene Ontology annotation, biological process: regulation of transcription by RNA polymerase II. Bases 95 to 1600 code for a protein of 501 amino acids. The record is from RefSeq and is a predicted model, not a curated record.
ACUAACAUCAUUAGACAUUUGUUUUUUUUAUUAUUAAAAAUAAAAAGUUGACAUAUUUCAGUUAUUUUUUUAUUUGUUUAUCUACACUAAAAUUAUGGAUUCUUGUCGCUGUUGCCUCACAAAGCCUUGCUUUAAAAAUAUAUCCGACGAAUAUUCUUAUGGCGGACAAAUUGAAAUAUAUAGUGAUAUGUUAUUGAAUACAUUUAAUUUAUACAUAACAAAAUUCACUGAUUGUGAAGCACAAAUGAUAUGUGACAGAUGUAUCACAAGACUCAGAGAUGCCACCGAAUUCAAGAAGCAAGUGCUGUCAGCGGAAGAAACUCUGUUGAGCCAGUAUACUGUGUCAGAUGGUUUAUCUAAAGAAGGAGACCUCAUAUUGGAUAUUAAAGAAGAGGAUUAUAAUGAAACUUCUGAUGGUCAAUCUGAUGAUUCAACCUUUAUCAUUGAUCAGGGCAGCAUCAAUGAUUCUGAAGGACAAAUAUUUGUAAUCAAAAUGGACAAGAAAGAAGAAUCUGUUAAUGAAAAAUCAACAGUACGUAGGCCUCUACCGGUGCGGAGGAAAAGUGAGGCCAGAGUGAGGUCUUUAAGGAAGUCGAAUACAUCUAUGAAGACAAAAACGAAAAAAACACCAGAUAUAUCUCAAACGCAAAUCGAUCUCAGGGAAAAUUCCCUGAAACUUGUGCAAAAUUCAAAUUUGUGCCUCUUCAAGUCGAGGAAAACGAGAUUCGGCUGUUUCUUUUGCAAAGAGUCCUUCUUGAAAAUCGCAGAGUUGAGGGAACACAAUAAAAUGCACUCUAACACGAAGAUCUUAAAGCUCAGAUUCAAUUCGCUACGAGGACUGUCCUACAAGAACGUCGAAAUUACAAACCUGGCUUGCAACACCUGUUCAGAGACGUGCAAAGACUUGCAAGAACUGAAAACGCAUUUACAAAUUCACAAUAUAAAAUUUGGCGUAGACACAGAACGUCAUCUGUUGAUACCGUACAAACUGGAGGGAGAUUUAAAAUGUACUAUAUGCGCGCAAAACUUUAAUACAUUCACCAGAUUGGCCGUUCAUAUGAACAAGCAUUUCAUGAACAACGUUUGCGAGAUCUGUGGCGUGUCGUACAUAAAUCGUUUAAGUUUGAGAACACACGUGAACUCUAUGCAUAGAGAAAAAAAAUGUACUCUAUGCCCGGCUACUUUUUUAACAAACUAUUCGAAAGUUAAACAUAUGAAGAAGAGUCACGACACUGGCGCGUCGAAGCGGUAUUGUCUAUUGUGCAACAAGACAUUCCGUUACACGUAUAUGCUGUUGGAACAUAGGAUACAAGAGCACGGCGCCCAACGACAAAUAUACGAAUGCACGGAAUGUGGGAAAACGUUUUACGCGCAGCAAAAUUUGAAAACUCACAUACGCUGCGUGCAUAUAAAGGAACGCAACUAUCCAUGCAGUAUUUGUUUUAGGAGAUUUUUUACUAAAUGCGACCAGAGGCGGCAUGAGAGAUCCCAUGAGGAUGUAAGGUCGUUUUCCUGCGGCUACUGCGAAGGCAGGUUCAAGUCUAAAGACUCGUUGCGUCGCCAUUUAAAGAGGCAACACGGUCAAAUGUAUGAGAAAUGACAAUAAAAUUUAUUAACUGAAAUUAUAAA